GGGCCGUCGGUACCUGUCCCGGGUGCGUCAGGAUCACCUGGCUCGGGUUACAGCGUCGGGGAUCCUGGGGGCUGGACUCUGAUCCUGGACUGAGCGUCUGUCUGGAGCCUCCGCCACCACACACACAGUCUGAGAACAGGCUCCAGGAACUAAGAGCUGAAGACCAGAACCCGGAGCGGGGCUGCGGACCAGGACCAGGACCAGGCUCAGACCAGGACCGGGACCAGGAAGGCUGUCUGUGGAGGAGCCAAACGCUGCUACCAUGACUUCGCAGACGAGCUUUGGCAGCAGCAUGCUGUUCCAGUCCAUAAAUGAUGACCUGAAUGCAUCACUGGCUACAGCCGAUGAGUUAUCCAGACAGUUUGAUUCUUUGAUGAAGGAAGCUUCUUCUGAUGACAACAGCACAACGUAUGAAUCUCAGAACAUCCCUGUGAUCUUCAAAGAUGAGCGUCUGUCCACCAGCUCCUUCUCUACUAAGGACUCCAGCAGCAGCAGUAAUGGCAGCCUCAGCUCCAAGCCUUUCUCCCAAAGCUCAGUGGGUUUUCAACCUGUGGACUCGGGCAUGUUGUCUCCCAACAAAAACAGAUCCUCCUCACCUGUCUUCCCCUCCAGUCCACUGCCAUCCCCCAAGAUCCAGAGAGCUCAUUCUCCACUUCCUCGAGCUGGAUCUGAAAGCUACUUAUUCGCCCCAAAUAGGCAUGGUUCCUCCUCACAUUACGACAGAAGCCAACGAAGCUCGAGUAGUCUCAAGGAGAGAAGCCCAUCCCCGAACCCCAUGAUUAUCACCAUAGAUCAGCCAUCUCGAUCUCAUUCUCCUCCUCGUUACGACAGGAGCCCACGAUCCUCAACCAGUUACAUGGAGAGAAGCCCUUCUCCGAGCCCCACGGCCUUCGAUCAGUCCUCUCGACCCGCCCCUUUCCACUCCUCGUCCAAUCUGCUGAGCCCGUAUGAAAACACCCAGAUGGGCCGCAGGUCGCCUCGGCCAGACAGAAGCCCCUCCCCACUGUCUUUCAAUCACGGGGUCUCUAACACACUACCACGGAAUUUCAGGCAACCUGAUGAGCGGCAAAAGUCUCCGGGCAAGUGGAAUGAGACAGAUCUGGACGUGUCAUAUGAGAGAAAACCUCACCACACCUAUGACAAAACGGAGUGGUUGCGGCCGUCUGUGCCGAACAGCAACUGGAGGGAAUCCAACCUCGAUGGCCCUCCUCCACCACCCAGUGCCAAAAAGGAGUCCCGUCCACAGUCUCACCCGUUAAACUACAGUUCACUUCCCCGUAACGCACGGAUAUCAGUUCCUCCAGACACUUCUUCGCCUCCCUACUCCCCUUACCACCCCCAGCCCAUCAUCUCCAGGAUCUCCAUCCCCCCGGCCACUCAGUCCCGUCAGCAAAAACCCAUCCCGCUCUCCGUCAUCAUGCGUCUGCAGAACCCCCAGUGGGGAGCGAUGGCCCCCCACUACUCCAGAGGUCCAGGAGCUGAAGGGGACAUGGGGCCACCCAGAAAACCACCUAUGCCCAGGGAGUUCUUCCACCACCCUGUACCCCAGCACCAGCAACACCCGCCUGAGCAGAGGCAGCCGGCGGUGUACAGCGACGUGCUGAACCCAGCAGAUAUCGAUGCAGAGUUAGAGCGAAUUGACUCUGUUCAUCACAUGUCUGUGAUCAUGGAGACUCCCAGCUCAUCAGAGGCUAAGAAGGAGGGGGAGCUGGACAAGAACAAGGCCCCCCGACCCCUGAGUCCCACCAGACUGCAGCCUGUGGUAGCUCCGGAGGCCCAAGCCCAGGCCAUCCCCGACAAGGAGGAGCUGCUUCGCAUUCGGGCAGAAAUCCCCCGGGCUCUGAAAAGGCGGGGCUCCAUAGAUCACUCACAUCCCUUGAAGAAAACCUCCCAUUACCAGCCAAACCAGUACAAAAAUCUCAUCAGCAAGCUGUUCCGAAAGGUCGAACAUCGUCCAAAGGUGGAACAAAGCAGUGAGACGAGCAGCUCCUCAGAAGGGGAAGACAACCAUACAGCUCCUGCAGCUCCACCUGCACCUCAGACACCUCCAGCAACUGCACAAGAACUCAAAGGUUAUCAUUCGAUUCUGCGGCCCAGUCGGGAACACAGAUCUCCUGGGAGACGAGCCCGGCUCAGUCCUCUGGUCCUGGUUCUGGAUGGGGCGUUGGUCGGGGAACUGGAGACGGUGCAACGGGCCGUUCAGGAGAUGCAAGAUCCCAGCCAGCCCAAUGACGAAGGCAUCACUGCUCUGCACAACGCCAUCUGUGGGGGCCACUACAAUGUCGUGGACUUCUUGGUCCGCGUUGGAGCCAAUGUCAGCGCACCAGAUAGUCAUGGCUGGACUCCAUUGCAUUGCGCAGCCUCCUGUAACGACCGUCCGCUGUGUGAGUUUUUGGUGAGGAACGGAGCUGCCGUCAUGGCCAUUACAGAAAGUGACGGUGCUACCGCUUCCCAAAAGUGUGAUCCAUACGCUGUUGGGUUUGAAGAGUGCGAGAACUUCCUGCGAGGUGUGGAGGAGGCCAUGGGUGUGGAGAACAGUGGCGUGCUCUACGCUCUGUGGACUUACCCAGCCCAGGCCGCCGACGAGCUGAGCUUCAAGGAGGGAGACAUGGUUACGAUCCUGCAGAAACCCGAAGCGUCUGACUGGUGGUGGGCGUCGCUCUGUGGCAGGGAGGGCUUUGUUCCUAAUAACUAUUUUGGGCUAUUCCCAAAGGUUCGGCCCAAAUCUCUGUGCUAAGCGUCGUUUGAAGCUCAGUCUCUGUCAAACUGGUGAAGACGACUGUUUCAGACACUGCUCUUCACAGCUGUGCGCUGUUUGGAAAGCCUGUGCGAUUAUUAAAAGGCUGUACCGCUGCAGGGCAUGAAAAAUGUUUUUGAUCAGUCUGUCAAGGGGAGUUGAAGGAGAAGUCUCAGUAUUCAUUUUAGCUUCACGCUGACAAGGAUAAAUCCUUUUGGAAGACAUCAUUUGUACUGGAUCUGCUGUCAUAUGUUUUUUUUUUCUGGCAUCAUCACAACUCUUCUGUGCUUCAGUGAAAUAACGCCUGUGUGUCAAAGGCUACAAAAAGGCCAUAAUCUCUGAUGUUUUUGUCCCAGUGACAUUUAUGACUCACUGACUGAUUAGUAAUCUGAAUGCAAACAGUCGCUGUCUGUGUUUGGGCCAAUCAUCAGCGAGGUCAACGUAGCUGCAUGCCGUUGACAAACAUUACCCAUGAUUGCUCAUCUUAGAGAAGACAGUCUCAAUCGGAACAACAUUAUUAUUACUACCGGAACAAGGUAUGUCCACUGAAUCAUCUCAAAGACAGGGUUGCACCAACGAGGAUUAAUUAAAUCAUGGUUUAGCUCAGGGGUGUCAAACUCAUUUUAGUUCAGGGGCCACAGUCACCCCAAUAUGAUCUGAAGUGGGCUGGGCCAGUAAAAUAAAAACAGUGAAAAAAGUAAAAUCACAUUAUAAUGAUUACAACUACAACGUUUCCAUAAAAAUCUGAAAAACAUGAACAACUUGAAAUAUCUUAAGAAAAACCAGUGCAUUUUUAACAAUAUUCUGCCUCAUUUUAUCAGUUUAUCAUUUACACAUGUGCGUUACAACUUACAUU
Sphaeramia orbicularis (orbiculate cardinalfish) is the source of this 3593-nucleotide messenger RNA. RefSeq names its product protein phosphatase 1, regulatory subunit 13 like (gene ppp1r13l). The record is from RefSeq and is a predicted model, not a curated record. Bases 263 to 2737 code for a protein of 824 amino acids. Gene Ontology annotation, molecular function: transcription factor binding. Gene Ontology annotation, biological process: regulation of transcription by RNA polymerase II; positive regulation of cell differentiation. NCBI's taxonomy places the organism in Eukaryota, Metazoa, Chordata, Actinopteri, Kurtiformes, Apogonidae. The transcript has 13 exons.